Xenopus laevis (African clawed frog) is the source of this 2317-nucleotide messenger RNA. RefSeq lists its product as uncharacterized. The transcript has 4 exons. NCBI's taxonomy places the organism in Eukaryota, Metazoa, Chordata, Amphibia, Anura, Pipidae. The record is from RefSeq and is a predicted model, not a curated record. The coding region runs from base 366 to 1703 and encodes 445 amino acids.
ACUAGCUCACCCCAAACUGCAGAGGGCUAAACUUGGAGGGUGCAGGUUUUCACACACAACAACUUCUGUGGGGGUCCCAUCUCUUGCUAUAGUUCCAUAUAAUCCUUUUUUAUAUAAAAGCCAGUGUAUCCUCCAUCAUUGCCAGUUCAGGAACAACCAACCCAUUUGCCAGUAGACAGAACAAGCCCCACAUUCUCCCAGUUUAUUUGUCACUCGAUGCGUCCGGGUGGCCCAGCUGUACAGAGAUAACACUCACUCGCUGACGUCAGCUCUGCUAUAAGAAUACUGGGGACUUACUGGCUCCCAUAGACUCACUGCAACUUUACAGAGAGGACUCACCUACCCAAAGACAAGGCACCCACAGCAUGCGUGAAAUAGUUCAUCUGCAAAUAGGCCAAUGUGGCAACCAGAUUGGAUCAAAGUUCUGGGAGGUGAUCAGCGAUGAACAUGGGAUCAAUAACCACGGCAGUUAUGAGGGCAACUCACACCUACAGCUGGAGAGGCUCAACGUGUACUUCAACGAGGCCCAUUCCCAAAAGUAUGUUCCAAGAGCCGUGUUGGUAGAUCUGGAACCAGGGACCAUGGAUAGCCUCCGUUCCAGCAGUAUUGGACCUCUGUUUCGGCCCGACAGUUUUGUCCAUGGAAAUUCUGGUGCUGGGAAUAACUGGGCUAAGGGACACUACACGGAAGGAGCAGAGCUGAUUGAAUCAGUAAUGGAUGUGGUGAGAAGUGAAAGUGAAAGCUGCGACUGUCUACAAGGGUUCCAGCUGGUCCAUUCCCUUGGGGGAGGCACAGGUUCUGGAAUGGGCACUUUGCUCAUUAAUAAGAUCCGGGAAGAGUACCCAGACAGGAUCAUGAACACAUACAGCAUCAUGCCCUCUCCCAAAGUCUCCGACACAGUGGUGGAGCCGUACAACGCCAUCCUGUCCAUCCACCAGCUGAUAGAAAACACAGACGAGACCUUCUGCAUUGAUAAUGAAGCCCUGUAUGACAUCUGCUUCCGCACCUUGAAGUUGACGAACCCAACCUAUGGAGAUCUCAACCAUUUGGUUUCCAUGACUAUGAGUGGAGUGACGACGUCUCUGCGCUUUCCAGGGCAGCUCAACGCCGAUCUGAGAAAGUUAGCCGUCAACAUGGUGCCUUUUCCACGUCUCCAUUUCUUUAUGACGAGCUGUGCUCCUCUAACAUCACGCAGAAGCCAGCAGUACAAAGCAGUGACAGUGGCUGAGCUGACCCAGCAGAUGUUUGAUGCCAGAUCGAUGAUGACAGCUUGUGACCCACGCCAUGGCCGCUACCUAACAGUUGCUGGUAUCUUUCGCGGUCUGAUGUCCACCAAAGAAGUAGAUGAGCAAAUGCUGUCUAUGCAGACCAAGAACAGCGCCUAUUUUGUAGAGUGGAUCCCAAACAAUGUCAAGGUGGCCGUCUGUGACAUACCACCCCGUGGCCUCAAGCUGGCAUCCACUUUCAUUGGGAAUAACACAGCCAUUCAAGAGAUCUUCAGGAGGAUCGCUGAGCAGUUCUCUGCCAUGUAUCGCCGGAAAGCUUUCUUGCACUGGUACACUGGUGAGGGCAUGGACGAAAUGGAGUUUACCGAAGCCGAAUGCAACACCCACGAUCUCAUCGCUGAAUACCAACAAUACCAGGAGGCCACUGCUGAAAUGGAAGAAUAUUUUGAAGAGGAGGAGGAAGUGGCUGAAGAAUAAGGAUCACAGAGAAAGUGAUCAACUAGGAGUGUGGCAACUCCAAAACAACAGAAUAACUAUUUAUCCAAAUGUGACUCAACCACCAGAUAAAAAAAAAAAAAUGAUAGAACUGUGACGGCACACAGACUUUCCCUUUGCUUGUCCUGGGACUUUUUGGAGCUGGUACUUUUUAAUAUUUGUGGUUACAAAUAGAAACAUAUAUUAUGGCUUUAAAGCACGUUUUCUCAAACUUUUCUUCCCACGUCUACUUCCUAUCAUUUCUCAAGAUUCGAAAUGAUAAAAGAGGGUUGAGUCACGACUGAGGAGAUUACAGUUCAUCGCAGGGAUUGGGAGUCAAAACUGAAAGAAACAAGAUGAACUGCUGCCACAGAAAUAGCCAAAUAAAAGGCAGGACAAGAGAGAGACAGGGGUCUUUCCAGGCCAGACCAUUGAGUCUGACAUCACAAGUUUGAGAAACGUUGCUUUAAAGGGAUACUGUCGGACUAUUUGUGCUUGAAAAGAAAAUAUCAUGUGAAGUUAAGUUUUGUGAUUGUUUAGGGGGGUGGGGGGUAUUUCAUUGUACUCUUGGAGCCAUUUUGCUUUCAUUGUUAAAAUAAAAAACAAAACCCAGUUGU